Molecule: messenger RNA, 696 nt
Organism: Dacryopinax primogenitus
Lineage: Eukaryota; Fungi; Basidiomycota; Dacrymycetes; Dacrymycetales; Dacrymycetaceae
Product: phosphoglycerate mutase-like protein
Exons: 6
Coding region: 1-696 (231 amino acids)
Biological process (GO): ribose phosphate biosynthetic process
Molecular function (GO): sedoheptulose-bisphosphatase activity
Source: RefSeq, a predicted model, not a curated record
AUGCCUCCCAAACGUAUGCCAAAGGUUUACAUAGUCCGGCACGGCGAAACUGAGUGGUCACUGAAUGGGCGGCAUACGGGCACUACCGACCUCCCCUUGACCGCUAAUGGCGAAGCUACUAUCCUCAAGCUGGGUGAAAAAGUUGCCGGCCCUGGGAAAUUGCUCGACCCCUCCCUAAUCAGCACCACCCUCGUCUCUCCCCGCCUGCGUGCUCAACGCACCUUCGCCCUGCUCUUCUCCUCCUCCCCCUCCAAGCCCUCCGCAACAACAGACCAACGAGUGCGGGAAUGGACAUACGGGGACUACGAGGGCUUCUAUGCCUGGCAGGCCGCUGCUUCCCGUGCUGAGAGGGGGAUCCCUUCUGGCGAAGAUGGCUGGGACAUCUGGGUCGAUGGGUGUGAGGGGGGCGAGAGCGCACAGGAGAUGUCAGACCGGGCGGACGAGGUCGUGCGCGCUGUCAAGGACUCGCAUAAGGCGUGGUAUGAGAGCCCGGAGAGGGAGGAAGGGGAUGUAGGCGGAGACGUGCUCAUCGUUAGUCAUGGGCAUUUUUCUCGCUGCUUUUUGACUAGGUGGCUUGGUUUGCCCCUCAAGGCGGGCCAGCUGUUCGUCCUUGAUACGGGAGGGGUCUGUGUCGGCCAGUAUUAUCAUGGGUUAGACAAGACGUCGCUGGGGGCGAUGAACCUUGGGCUCAUUUAG